AUGGCACGUACCAAGCAGACCGCCCGUAAAUCGACCGGAGGUAAGGCCCCGAGGAAACAACUGGCCACCAAAGCCGCCCGAAAGAGCGCUCCCGCAACCGGCGGAGUGAAGAAACCCCAUCGUUAUCGUCCAGGAACGGUCGCUCUUCGUGAAAUUCGUCGGUACCAGAAGAGCACAGAGUUAUUGAUCCGUAAACUGCCUUUCCAACGGUUGGUACGUGAAAUUGCCCAGGACUUUAAGACCGACUUGCGUUUCCAGAGUUCCGCCGUAAUGGCGUUGCAAGAAGCCAGUGAGGCUUACUUGGUUGGUCUGUUCGAGGAUACCAACUUGUGCGCGAUCCACGCCAAGCGAGUCACCAUUAUGCCUAAAGAUAUCCAAUUGGCCCGUCGCAUCCGCGGAGAACGUGCUUAA
Molecule: messenger RNA, 411 nt
Organism: Cinara cedri
Lineage: Eukaryota; Metazoa; Arthropoda; Insecta; Hemiptera; Aphididae
Source: the annotation of a GenBank genome assembly